Molecule: messenger RNA, 4519 nt
Organism: Salvelinus namaycush (lake trout)
Lineage: Eukaryota; Metazoa; Chordata; Actinopteri; Salmoniformes; Salmonidae
Product: retinol-binding protein 3-like
Exons: 5
Coding region: 175-3810 (1211 amino acids)
Biological process (GO): proteolysis
Molecular function (GO): serine-type peptidase activity
Source: RefSeq, a predicted model, not a curated record
GAUGCACCGCAGAUAAUACGAUUAAAGGUUUAUUGGGAACAAAAGCCUCUUACGUCAUUGUUUCUGUCCGAAACCUGGCGGUUGAAACAUUCUCUCUUAACAAAGGACUGCCCUUCUGAAUGAAUGGACAAAAAAGCAGGAUAACACAGAUAAAAUAUAACAUUCUCCGCAGUAAUGGCAGGAGGUCGGUUCUCACCAGCACUGCUGGUGCUUCUUUGCCAUGUUCUCUUUGGCAGCUCUUCCUUCCAGCCGGCUCUGGUGCUGGACAUGGCAAAAAUUCUCCUCGACAACUACUGCUUCCCUGAGAAUCUGGUUGGCAUGCAGGAGGCCAUUCAGCAAGCCAUCAACAGUGGAGAAAUCCUCAAAAUAUCUGACCGCAAGACCUUGGCAUCUGUGCUGACAGUUGGUGUGCAGGGUGCACUCAAUGACCCUCGACUAACUGUGUCCUUCGAGCCAAACUUUGUCCCAGUGAUGCCGCCCGCCCUCCCUUCUCUCCCCACUGAGCAGCUCAUCCGUCUGGUCAGGAACUCUGUGAAGCUGGAGGUCCUGGAGAACAACGUGGGUUACCUGAGGAUCGACCAGAUCAUAGGGGAGGAGACGGCCGCCAGGCUUGGCCCGCUGCUCCGGGACAACGUCUGGAACAAGGUCGCCAACACCUCCUCGUUAAUCUUUGACCUGCGCUACAGCACAGCUGGGGAGCUGUCCGGAGUCCCGUUCAUCAUCUCCUACUUCUCCGACCCAGAACCUCUCAUUCACAUUGACACUGUGUUCGAUCGACCCUCCAACACCACUAAGGAGCUGUGGACUAUGUCAUCUAUCAUGGGAGAGCGGUACGGAAAGCGAAAAGACCUCAUCGUAUUAACCAGUAAGCGUACUAUGGGUGCGGCUGAGGCAGUCGCCUACACUCUGAAGCAUUUGAAGAGGGCGAACAUUGUUGGAGAGAGGUCAGCCGGGGGGUCAGUGAAAGUGGAGAAGAUAAGAAUAGGAGAUUCUGGUUUCUACAUCACAAUUCCAGUGGCCAGGUCAGUGAACCCAAUAACAGGCCAAAGCUGGGAAGUGAGUGGAGUAUCUCCCUCUGUAAAUAUCAAUGCCAAGGAGGCUGUUGCUAAUGCCCAAAAUCUACUGGCGGUCAGGAGUGCCAUUCCAAGGGCCAUCCAGAGCGUCUCUGACAUCAUCAGGCAGUACUACUCAUUCACAGACAGAGUACCGGCUUUCCUUCAACAUCUGGAAUCCACUGAUUUCUUCUCUGUCAUUUCAGAGGAGGACCUGGCGAAUAAACUCAACAACGAACUGCAGUCUGUGUCAGAGGACCCUCGUCUGAUGAUCAAACUGACCCAAGAUCACCCGAUUAUCAUUGAGGAAGACUUUGAACCUGAGAACAUAACAGGUGAUCCAGCAUUUCUCAGGAACCUGGUGGAUACAGUCUUCAAAGUACGCAUCCUAACUGGAAACACUGGUUAUCUCCGCUUCGACAAGUUUGGAGACGUGUCAGUGAUGGCCAAACUAGGAGAGCAGAUUGCGCAAAAAAUCUGGGAGGCCCUCAAAGACACAGAGAACCUCAUCAUCGACCUGCGAUACAACACAGGCGGGUCCUCAGCUUCAAUGGGCAUCCUGCUCUCUUUCCUCCAAGACCCGUCACAACAGUUCCACUUCUUCACCAUAUACGACAGGAUCCAGAACACCACCACUGAGUUUAACACGCUUUCUGGCCUCCUAGGCCCACCCUACGGGUCUAAACGUGGAGUGUACAUCCUGACUAGUCACUAUACCGCCAGUGCAGGAGAGGAAUUUGCUUAUCUGAUGCAAUCGCUGCACCGUGGCACCCUCAUCGGGGAAAUCACAUCUGGGACCCUUAUGCACUCCAAGUCAUUCCAGGUGGAAGACACAAACAUUGUCAUCACCGUCCCCUUCAUAAACUUCAUAGACAACAACGGGGAGUGCUGGCUAGGUGGAGGCGUGGUCCCCGAUGCCAUAGUGCUUGCUGAGGAGGCCGUGGACCACGCCCAUGAGAUAAUAGAGUUUCACAAGGAGGUUCUGUCACUGGUGGAGGGGACAGGGGAGCUCUUGGAAGUACACUAUGCCAUCCCUGAGGUCGCCAACAAGCUCAGUAGAGUGCUGCUCACCAAAUGGGCCGAGGGCUCAUAUCGAUCGGUGGUCGACUAUGAGUCUCUGGCAUCCCAGCUAACAGCUGACCUCCAGGAGACGUCAGGCGACCACCGGCUGCACAUAUUCUACUGCGACAUCGAAACCGAGUCUCUGCAUGACAUGCCAAAAAUCCCGACAGCUCAGGAGGUGGGUUACAUCAUUGACACGCUGUUCAAGAUCGAGGUGAUGCCCGGGAACGUGGGCUAUCUGAGGUUCGAUAUGAUGGCAGACAUAGAAGUGAUGAGAGCCAUCGGCCCUCAGUUGAUCAAACUGGUGUGGAGCAAGCUGGUGAACACGGACACAAUGAUCAUUGACAUGAGAUACAACACAGGUGGUUACUCCACAGCCAUACCGCUCCUUUGUACCUACUUCUUCGAUGCUGAGCCCCUGAGGCACCUUUACACCGUCUUUGACCGCUCUACAACCACCAUGACCGAGGUCAUGACCCUGCCUCAGAUCCAGGGUCAGAGGUACGGUUCCACCAAGGACAUCUACAUCCUUACUAGUCAAAUGACAGGGUCAGCUGCCGAGGUGUUCACGCGGGCCAUGAAGGACCUGAACAGGGCGAAGGUGAUUGGGGAGCCGACCAUCGGAGGAUCCCUGUCCAGCGGCACCUACCAGAUCGGGAAUAGUAUCCUGUAUGCUUCCAUACCUAACCAGGUGGUCCUGAGUGCUGUUACUGGGAAGUCUUGGGAGGUCACCGGCGUGACGCCCGAUGUUGAGGUCGAUGCUGAAGAUGCCCUGGCUGUUGCCAUUAAGAUCAUUAACCUACGUGCCGAGAUCCCUGCCAUCCUCGAGGCAACUGGAGCUCUGGUGGCCGACAACUACGCCUUUGAGAAUGUGGGAGCGGACGUUGCAGAGAAGCUGGCGGCAGCGAGCGGCGACUACAACUUGAUCUCUUCAAAGGUGGAUCUGGAGACGAAACUCUCCGCUGACCUCAUGAAACUGUCUGGAGACAAGUGCCUGAAGACCACACACAACACCCCACCCCUGCCACCAAUGAACCCAUCUCCAGAGAUGUUCAUUGAGCUGAUCAAGGUCUCCUUCCACACGGAUCUGUUUGAGAACAACAUUGGCUACCUGCGCUUUGACAUGUUUGGUAACUUCGAGGAGGUUCAGGCCAUUGCCCAGAUCAUCGUGGAGCAUGUGUGGAACAAAGUUGUUAACACUGACGCUCUGAUUGUUGAUCUCAGGAACAACGUUGGCGGGGCCACCACUGCCAUUGCGGGCUUCUGCUCCUACUUCUUUGAUGCAGACAAGCAGGUCUUGCUGGACAAACUGUACGACAGACCGUCUGGCACCACUAAGGAGCUGUGGACUCUACCUGAGCUCACAGGUGCGAGGUAUGGCUCCAAGAAGAGCCUGAUCAUCUUGACCAGCAGAGCCACGGCCGGCGCCGCCGAGGAGUUUGUCUACAUCAUGAAGAAGCAUGGUCGGGCCAUGAUCGUGGGCGAGACCACCAACGGUGCCUCACACCCCGCUGAGACCUUCCGCGUGGGCGACAGUGAUGUGUUCCUGAGCAUCCCCACCACCCAUUCAGACACAGCCCAGGGCCCCGCCUGGGAGGGUGCCGGAGUCACCCCUCACAUCCCCGUGCCCGCCGACGCAGCCCUGGACACCGCCAAGGGCAUCCUCAACAAGCACUUCGCCGGUGCAAAGAAGUGAAGGCUCCAACCAACGAUGUUGGCAGCCAAAGGCGUUUAGGAUCUUAUGUUCUCAGAGGAGAGAAGUGUGUAGGGUACCGUUACAUGUAAUUGACCAAAUUUAGGCAACCAGCCUCUGCACCUAAGCCUUCUUUCUGUAGCCUGUUCUCGUUUUGCAAGAAAAUGUGAGAGGUUCUGAACCAGAUUGUGGUUUGUUUUUACUUAUAGUUUUUACUUCUGAAAACUACUGUGAUUGCAGAAUGAGUUAAGAACGUGUGAGUGAUUUGAAAUGUUAUACUGACAUGUGACUCUUAAAGGAGUGGUUCAGAAACUAUUUUUUUGUUUGAGUUACUGAUCCACUAGCCUUUGUGUCAAUGAUUUGUCAAAGCAGCUUCGAUCUUUGGCUGUCAAAAAUAAUGUGAAUUGUAAAUUGUGCGAGAACAGGAAAGCUGAAACUAGUUUAAAAAGCAGCAGUGGAUCAAGCGCUGAAAUAUUUGUAAUGACAUAUUUGCUUUUCCUAUGAUAUUCUUAUAUAAUUUCAAGUAACAUUGUUAGGACCUUUACAAACAAAUUGUCCUGUCUGUUGGGGGAGCACUCUUAAAUUUGAUGCAGGGUCUUUUUGCUGUGUAUGGGAAGUAGCGUUGUGUCCAUACAUAGUGACUUGCCAUGUGAGGACAUUUGGGUUGUAUCAAUUCCAAUGAUGGGACACAAUAAAGGCAAUGGAAACACAA